Raphanus sativus (radish) is the source of this 1088-nucleotide messenger RNA. RefSeq names its product probable inactive beta-glucosidase 25. Gene Ontology annotation, molecular function: hydrolase activity, hydrolyzing O-glycosyl compounds. Bases 370 to 648 code for a protein of 92 amino acids. The transcript has 7 exons. The record is from RefSeq and is a predicted model, not a curated record. Gene Ontology annotation, biological process: carbohydrate metabolic process. NCBI's taxonomy places the organism in Eukaryota, Viridiplantae, Streptophyta, Magnoliopsida, Brassicales, Brassicaceae.
AUGACUUCUCCUCCCAUCUCUUUACCUCCCCUUUUCCUCAGAACCACUGUCCGUUAAUCUUUUCUGUCUCUCUCUCUCUCUCUCUCUCUCUCUGGUUAAUUUCGGCAAUCACCAUGUCAAACCAACCUAAAUCUUUCAACUGGAAGUCGAAGAAGGAUAUCAGUACUUCUAUCCUUGAGAGGAAGAAGUCUCCUUAUCCGCUUAUUGUCGUUUCUCUCCAUCACUCCACCAUGGAAAACGUUCCAGAUUUUCUGGGCGAUGCAAAUCUCAUCCAGGGUAAGAAAAGGAAGGACACUGUCACUCGAACCUCUAGCUUCGAGUCCACUAGCUCCAUUCAAUGGAGAACAAUGAAGAAAAAACAAAGAAGAAAUGAAACAAAGAUCAAGAAGAGAUCCAUCUGAAAUAUCAACUGAACCGAUAGACGAUAAGCCGGCUACUGCCAAAUAUCCAGUGUGUGCUGAUGGAUUAAGAAAAGUUUUGAAAUACAUCAAAGAGUACAAUAAGUACCGAGAGAUCAUGGUCACUGAGAAUGGGUACAAGGAGACACUUGGAGAGAAAGAUGUACUGCCGGAUGCGCUUAGCGACAGUAACAGGAAGUAUUACCAUGAGACAUCUCAUGGCAUUACAUGGAGCAGUCUGCUAUGGUAGCAGGGAGGUAAUGACUAUCCGGGGGAUGACAUGUCCGGCGCUCAGAGUGUUACGAGAAGCUCUCUAAUGUCGUCCAGAAUGGUGUUCCAUUGAACAACAACCGAUGCGAUUCUGGACACUGACUGCACCACCGCUAGAAGGUCCAACUGUGGCAGACGUAAGCUCUGUGGAGGAUUGUACUUGAACAAUUGAUGAUGAUGAUGAUGGGUCUGCUACACAUUAUGAAGACCCACCAGCAUUUUUAAUGUUUAAAAUUUGAGUGGAUAACUGUGUCGUCCAUUUCGUAUUUCCAAACCCUAUGUUAUUUGUGUUUAGUCGUUCUUUUGGUUGAGGGUUAAGAAUAAAACAUUAGUUUUAACCAUAUGUUUAAUCUAAAUCAAUUUCAUGAUUUUCUAUAUCUUGACAUUGUCAUCCAUGUAAUUGAUAUGGUCUUUAAUAUA